GGUGUCUCCACGCUGUUGUUGUUGCGCAGCUAUGACAACGUCCUUCAUUCAAAAGUUGGAUGCCUUCAGAAAAGAUGUCUCCGGCUAACGUACACAAGAGAUCUCUCAAAUGCACCGUGCUUUUGGAAAUUCAUUCAGUCACCUGCCCGGGGUCAUUACUACAAAAGCAGAGUAACAUCUACCUGAGUGUGUGCACCCUGGGCCAGUACCGAAAGACUGCAUGUGUGCCCCCUGUGUUCCCACUGAGGUUUCACCAGAAAAUGAUCUUUGAGAAGAUUUUCCCUGGUGUCGUUGACCCUGCUGAUGUAGCUGACCUCCUAGAAGCUGACACCACAUAUUUUGAGCUGAUUCAGAUGGUCCCUCCAGAGGGUGAGAUCUUGGCGACCUUGGAAGAAAGCACCCGAGAGUUUUUAUAUCCAGGCCCAGAAUUUAAAUCCAGAGAAAACGCAGCCGAACAAGAAAAGCUGAUGAAGAGGACACACUCCUUUCCUGGAAUCUCCCCCAAGGUGGAGUUUUCCAGCACAUCAGUCAUUCAGGACAGCGGCGCAGAAGACAGCUGGCCCUCGCCUAGCAAAUGUUCUCCGCUGAGAGCGUCUCUGUCCCCAGGCAUUAUGGGAAAAAUGUCUUCAUCUUCCCAGCCACUUUGUCACUCCGACUGGCAAACUCCCACAAGCCAUGACGGGAACUCUGGCUGUUUGAAAACAGAAAAGCAAAUGCAACAUACAAAGGCUAAGAUGUUCUCUGACUCCACAAAGUCCACAUCUGUCUGCUCUCCUCCCCUGUCCCCAUCAAAACAACAGCAGAAGAAACUCGCUAGUGAAGAGGGGCGGGUGGGCUUUGGCUACCUUCAGCCCACAGUCUCCUCCAGGGCCCGGGCGCUGUCUCCCUACACGCACCGUAGGAUGUGCCAGCUCUCAGAUGAAACCAGUCAGAGACUCAGCCACCUCCAGCUCGGGCCUCAUCUCUUUAAGAAGAUCGCCAACAAUCCACCACCUUUCUCAGUCCCUUUGUCCAUGAACACCUCUCUGCUGGAGCCCUCUUCAUCCUCUCCUCAUGAUGGACAACAUCAUGGCACCGUGCAUCAGGGCUCCAUCAGCUUUACAGAGGAGCACACAGAUGUGUCUCUCCUGGGGAGUUACAGACCGCGUGCAGACAGAAUGAAGUGGAGUCAUGUGAGGACCCAGUCUUCUCCUGGGACCUCCUCCAGACACAAGGCUCACCCCAAAAGCCCAGCCGAGGCCCGUCUGAAUGUGUCAGGGUCCCUAAGCACCCCAGCAGCUCCAUGCAGUUCUCUAAAGGAGAGAUUUCAGGCCCUUGAGCCAAGUCCAUCAUACAGUGAGCAGAUUCACAGACGGGUUCAGAGGAUCCUUCAGACUCACAAAGCAUCAUCAGGUCACCUCUGACCUCUGACAUGAUGGAAACUGUACUCUAUAAUUAUAGUGCCAAGCCUGUGUGGUAUUCACUUAAAAAGUUACUAUGCUGCUUUUAACAUGAAUGGUUUGUUCCAGUGCAUUAAGAGCAGCACCUUCUCCCCCCGUCGGUGAAACCAAACAGAGACAUCGUCAAAUUUCUCCAAAGCCAUGUGUGAAAUUGGAUGGAGAACAGAGCUUUGGCGUUGUGUGUGGGAAGAGGAGAUGGUGGAUGUAAGCUGCAGCUGUUAAGAGCUCAU
Molecule: messenger RNA, 1669 nt
Organism: Boleophthalmus pectinirostris (great blue-spotted mudskipper)
Lineage: Eukaryota; Metazoa; Chordata; Actinopteri; Gobiiformes; Gobiidae
Gene: spata6
Product: spermatogenesis associated 6
Exons: 11
Coding region: 60-1403 (447 amino acids)
Biological process (GO): spermatogenesis
Molecular function (GO): myosin light chain binding
Source: RefSeq, a predicted model, not a curated record